This is a messenger RNA of Cantharellus anzutake, 429 nucleotides long. RefSeq lists its product as uncharacterized. The transcript has 3 exons. The record is from RefSeq and is a predicted model, not a curated record. The coding region runs from base 109 to 348 and encodes 79 amino acids. Lineage: Eukaryota; Fungi; Basidiomycota; Agaricomycetes; Cantharellales; Hydnaceae.
GCUUUUCUGACGUGAGCAAAAUUCAAGCCAGAAUUGAACACCAGAAUACUGUAGGCCUUGGGGAAAGAGGUUGGAAUACUCCUAGCUUGAUAACAGGACCAACUGAGGAUGACCUGCUAUUCGGUGGUAGCAAAAGCGAUCCCGACUAGGCAGGUGACCCAGCCUCUCUUUAGGGGAAGAGAGAUCCCGACGGUGGCCGAAAGAGGCGGUGUGGGAUUCGGCAAGUUGCGGACAUUAGCACAUCACAUCGUCGCUGCGCAAACCAGUAAGCUGCCCGCGUCCUGCAAGGACACAAGUCACCAAAGUCAUCUCUCCAGUCUUAAUAGGGCCACUUUAACGACCACUUGAAAUGUCUGAACCAUACGACCCUUACGUCCCCCGCGGAGACCCCAGCGGCGCUCCUCGCCCUGGUAACUCCAAAACUGCUGC